Thlaspi arvense is the source of this 1248-nucleotide messenger RNA. The record is from the annotation of a GenBank genome assembly. Lineage: Eukaryota; Viridiplantae; Streptophyta; Magnoliopsida; Brassicales; Brassicaceae.
AAAAUAUUAGAAGUAUCAAUUGCUUUGAUGUGUGUGUUCUUGAUCAAUCUCGCGGUGCUCUUGCUUCAGUCCUCAGAUUGAGAUAUUUUCUGACCGGAGGAGGAAGGAGAAACGAUGGGUUGUGUCCUAAUUUCUUCUUGUCCCCCGUCCUCGCUCGUGCUCGCCUCUCACCCUCACCAGUUCUCUGCCGGAAUCAAAAGCAGUGAGAUUCCGGUUCGUCUUCAAUUUUCUCCGACCCGUAGAACCCUAAUUGCGAAACCAUGUUGUUUCAAUCUCCCUCAAGAACCCAUUCUCUCCGAGGCUCUCAAGAUUAGUGAAUUUAUAUGUCUGCGGAUGACAAUAUUGAUUGCGUCAGGAAACUCAAAUAGCAAUUUAGCAAAUUAUAUAUAUCAAUUGAUUUCCAUGGAAGCCUUGGAAGCAAUCUCUGAAGGAAAGUUUGACGAAGCUAUAGAUCAUUUAACAAAAGCCAUCAUGCUAAACCCCACUUCAGCAAUUCUCUACGCCACCAGAGUUAAAAAGCCAAAUGCUGCAAUCCGCGAUGCAAACGUGGCUUUACAGAGUAUGGUUUCAUACACAUUCCUGAAAGAAUGGGCAAGGUCGGAGGCGAAGAAGAAGGCCCAGGCAUCAAAGCUCCGGCUAUCUCAUCAAGCUUACACAGCUUCAUCUAUGAUUUGGAGUUGCAAUAGGCUUACAGCGGUAAAGCUGUAUCACUUCCAGAAACCGCUGGUGUUCCAAAUGUCAAGUGGUUUGGUGUUAAAGGAAGCUAACCUUGAAUGGCACCUCAUGCUUCUUCAUCUCAAAGUGUGGUACUGGAAAUCAUUGUCACUUUAUCAGGUGAGUAAUGAAGUUUUAAACCGAUCAAAAAAAAAUCAUCGGUUUGAUUUUAUGUGAUUUGAGAAGAUCCGCUUCCCCCUCAAGCGUCACUGGGUCGAGUUUUUUUAUACAAAUAAUUAGAUCCGCGUGUUUUUAAAUGGGUCUUGGGUCGGAUAUUUUUAGCUUACCGAGUUGACUCGGUCGACUCGGUUGAUUUUACCCCAAACUAAAUCCGUUGCCAAACAGUUUUUUGUCUUUAGUCUAAUGGCAUAUUUUGUAAAUAAUUGAUUUUUUUCGAGUAUCUCAAAAAGUGACUUCUCAAAUAAUAUUAUAGAGAUGUUGUUCUGAUUGUUGUUAGCCAACAAUUGUUACCACCUAAAAAGCUACAUUUGCGGAUGUUAAUAAAAAAAACUAAUCAAUUUUUAACUUUAUAAA